GCCUGAGCGGCUGAAUUAACGAGUGCCUGUUUACCUGGGAAGAAACAAGACUGCCAGAGCCGUGCUGCAGAUAUCCUGCUGACAAUACCUGAAGAAAUUUGUUCGGAAGACAAAACUGGAUUUUUCUUGUGAAAGAGAAGAUUCAACAAUGGAGCCUGUCCAUAUUAAAGUGGAGAUUCCUGUACUAGAAUCAGUCAAUUUUAAAACAAGCAGCUUGCAGGGCUCUCUGUCCUGUACAGAAUGUGGAAAGAGUUUCAGUCAGUUAAAAAACCUGAAACGUCACCAGCGAAUCCACACUGGAGAGAAACGACAUGUCUGUGCUGACUGUGGGAAGAGUUUCAGUGAGUCAAGCAACUUAAAAAGACACCAUCGAAUCCACACAGGAGAGAAACCGUAUCUGUGUAGUAAAUGUGGGAAAAGUUUCAUUCAGUUAGCACAUCUUAAAAAGCACCAGUUAAUUCACACAGGAGAGAAGCAACAUCACUGUAAUGACUGUGGGAAGAGUUUCAGUCAGUCAGGCCAUUUGAAGAAACACCAGCGAAUUCACAGUGGAGAGAAACCGUAUGUCUGUGCUGACUGUGGGAAGAGUUUUAGUCAGUUACAUAACCUGAAAUUUCACCAGCGAAUUCACACUGGAGAGAAACCGUAUGUCUGUGCUGACUGUGGGAAGAGUUUCAGACAUUUACAAAACUUGAAACUUCACCAGCGAAUCCACACUGGAGAGAAACCGUAUGUCUGUGCUGACUGUGGGAAGGGUUUCAGUCAGCCAAGAACUCUGAGAAACCACCAGUUAAUUCACACUGGAGAGAAUCCACAUCACUGUAAUGACUGUGGGAAGAGUUUCAAAUGGAUAUGCAGCUUGAAAAGGCACCAGCGAUUCCACACAGGAGAGAAUCCUUAUCACUGCUCUCACUGUGGGAAGUAUUUUACUGCUUCCAGUUCUCUUAAAAGACACAAAUGCAAGUUGUGAAAGUUUAGUCAGAAUGUGAGUGUGUGUUCAUUCACCCGCACACAGAAAUUCCAGUCUUUCUAAACAGCAGCUUAAUAUAAAAACUGUGAGAACUCUGGUGAAUGUUUACAGCUGAUACAGAUUCAUCGAUAUUAAACACAGUGCUCUGAAGCCGUUACAUUAUAAAGUACAUUCUUAGUAUGCAAUCCAUUGAAUAUACAGACGCCUCGGAGCGUUGUGUUAUACGAGGCUAAGCCGAGUGCCUCCAACCCCUGAGAAGUCUAUAUAUUCAACGUAUACGGUGUGGGAGAAAUUCAUAGUUGUAAUUGAAUGGUCUUUGUAAAAUGACAUUUCAAAUCUUAAACUAUGAGGCUUAA
Acipenser ruthenus (sterlet) is the source of this 1326-nucleotide messenger RNA. RefSeq names its product gastrula zinc finger protein XlCGF7.1-like. Gene Ontology annotation, cellular component: nucleus. The record is from RefSeq and is a predicted model, not a curated record. NCBI's taxonomy places the organism in Eukaryota, Metazoa, Chordata, Actinopteri, Acipenseriformes, Acipenseridae. The transcript is spliced from 3 exons. The coding region runs from base 149 to 970 and encodes 273 amino acids.